CGAUGGAAGCUGUAUGCUCGACUUUGUGGAUUAGCUAACAGCUCGUUAGUUAGCUCAGCUAGUUGGGGUUUGUUUGGUCACACAGCUUUCAGGAUGUCAGGGCAAGAAAACAGCGAUAAUCUCGAGACUCUGUUUUCAUUUGAGCUUUUGGUGGAAUAUAUCCGAAUCGAGAAAGAAGGUAAAGUUUCCGACGAGCUGGCUCUCGGGUUACGACUGCUGGAUUUCCCAACGCUGCUCAUUUAUCAGCCUCCGCAGAGCAGCGACGGCAUUAACCAACAAGAACACCACGGAAAGGGUCAGCAGGGAGAGUAUACUUUUAACAGAGGGAAGUCGUGUCUCUUCAAAAUGAACCUGAACUCACUGCAUAGCCAUCUAUCUAACACCCCUCUCUAUGCUAUGGUUUUGGAUGUGAAUGAGGAGAUUCCGAAAUUAGUCGGGACCUCACUCAUCUCGCUGGCUAAAGUGAUGAAGAGAAUAAGGCAGGAUGUGACUAAACAUGGCGUUUCUACUCCCUCUUCUCAUUGUGAGAGGGGGCUUGUGGGUAUAUGCAACCUCCUGGGGGAGAAAGUUGGAUCAAUUUCCCUGACUUACAAACUGCUAAGCCUGGGAGCUAGUUUACUGCCACAUAUCACAGAAAGAAGGAGCUUUAAAAGCACCAGUGUACAUGGAGGACAACAUGUACAAGAGAGCAUCAUGGAGAACAACACAUCUACAGAAGUUUUGCCUCUGUGCAAUGUCUGUUCAACCACACCUGGCAAGUCUGACCUAAACAUCCACAGCAACAGACCAUCAGAUGAGAAUAGCCUGAUAAGUGAGGAUAAACAGGACAGCGACGUUUGCGUUGCCAUGCAGGCACAAAGCCAAAUAAAAGACACUGAAAGAAGAAGUUCUGAAGAAGACUUAGCUAUAUUUUGUCCGCCACAUCUCUUCUACAGUAAUUCUGAGAAGAAAAGCCAAAAUGAAGAAGGGGAUUGCAAAUUACUGAAUCUAGACAUAGAGGCUUUUACAUUUGAAGACACAUGCUCAGAAGAAAAUAAAACUGAAGGCAUAAGUUCUCCAAUGAUAGACCAGAGAGCAAGACAUGAUGUUAAAACAUCAAGAAACCAACAGACAAGUGGGGAGACUCCAAAUGUCCUCGGGGAAGCCUUGCGACAGUUGCCUCUGCUAAAUGCUCUUCUUGUUGAGCUGUCACAGUUGAAUGACCAGAACCCACACCAGCCCUUGUCUAUUCAUCCCAGUCUUGCUUGGAUUUACAGGCCUGCUUCCACAGAGCCUUCUGCUGGGCAUGGAAACACUGCACCAAAGGUGCAAACCAAAUCGUUACAGAAAACCAGACCGGGAACUAGUCCCCAUUUAAUUUAUUUACAUUCCCCCAGAAACUGCUCUACACCUUUAGUGAGGCCUGCAUCUGUAAAAGUGAAAGACAAACAACAAGAGGCUUUGAUUGAGAGUAAAAGCUCCAGUAAAUCUCCCAGAAAGAAGCUCGUAUAUGGUACAACUAAAACAUUUAAUCUGAGGCUGAAACAAGUUUCUCCUCUUAAAGUAAACCGUCGCGAAUGCAUGGAAAUAAUACAGAAUGAAACGCAGUCAAGUAAAGGAAAGACAAAGUCAUGUAUUAAGAUUGCGAAGCUCAGGAGAAGGAAAUCAGUAUUAAAUCAGAGCUCCAGUCUGAAUGAAAAUAUUGAGACAAUGAUACAAAGCACCACUGUGCACUCUGCACGACAAGAAACAGUCACACUAAAACAGAAAAACCUGCAAGGGAAAUUUCAUGGUGAACAAGACAUAAACUCUCUGAGAAUUUCAGAAAAUCCUGCCCUUCCUGAGAGAGGCUUGAAAUGCAUUCACAUCCCCAGCGUGGAUAGUGACGCCGUUGCUCGAAACAAAGACAAGAAUGAGCAUCACAGUGAAUCAAAUCAAUCUGAAUAUGUCAGUCACAGAGAGAAAAUUGAAUCUUCAGGAAGCAGCGGACGUAGCAGCCCAAAUUCUUCACUUUCAGGCUCCAGCUGUGGAGGAAACGAGGAGGCAGACUAUGCUGAUGACUUUAACAGCCUUGAGCCCAGCGAUGCCUACUCCCCUGACCCCGGGAGUAGCCCCGAGCCCUCCUCCAGAGCCAAGACGCCCAGCAAGACUCCUGUCCGCCCAGACCUCUACAACUCUGACUCUGAGGGUUUCCAGAGGAGAGCGGUCCUCCCUGUGCCUGUCAAAGCCCCCAGCUCUCCACAGCGUGCUCUGAGGGGUACACACGUCAUCCGACCUCGAACCCACGCCUCGGCCCUCAGCUUUUCCUCCGAUGAUGGUGACGGAAAUGGGUACUUACAAAGCGCACCCUCCAGAAAACUGACGGCAGAGAGCAACAGAGUGGAAAGGAGCUCCGGCGCUGAGAGUUUCAUAUCAUCAAGAGGUCAAAGGAGCGCAUCAACCAAGAACAGCGGCCCAGGUCGAGGGGUUUCUGAAGAAUCGAUAUCCUCCUUUGAACCUCUGGAGGCAGAGGAGCUGGAGGAUGAGCUGGGCUCUCUGGAUUUCAGAAAGGAGUAUCAGCAUAUCUCUAAACUGGUAGCCAACAAGCUCCCUGGUUACACUCUGUAAAGAAAUACAUCAAGGCUACACUCUUUCCCUCAACCAAGUAGUAGUAAUGUACUGUACACAUCUAACAAGUGUGUAAAUUUGCAAACAUGUAAUUAAGUUUUCCUUUAAGUUAGGAUGUCUCACAACCUUUUUGAAUACAAGACAUGCUGUUAGUGGAAAUUGUAAGUCUUAAUCACUCAGUUAAUACUAAGCUACUGGAUAUUUGCAUAAAGUGGCGGACCAUGAGUGCUUUACAUAUAAGAGGAUGGGAAUUCUCUCUAUGUGAAUAUGCAAAUUGUUUUUAAGCUCUUGUUUCCAGUAGAGUUGUCACAAGCUGAAAAUCUCCCAGAGCUCCUAGGGAAGCUCUUGAUUUCAGGGUAUCUUCUUUAAAUAUCAGCUCCUUCUUUGCACUUCUCCCUUGAUAUUAUUUGAUAAGCAAAACAGAGACAGCUAUUUCGUGCACUGUGCUGUGUUUUGCGUGACUCAGUUGUGUUAAGGAUUUCUAUUGCAGGUUUCAGUGGGACAAUGAAACCUUACUAAUUUGCAGUGGUGGGAAUGUAUUAUUGAUUUUAUUUACUGAAGUACUUCAAUUAACUAGAAUUUUAAGGUACUUGUACAUUGAGUAUAUCCGUUUUAUGCUACUUUGUAAUAAUAUUCCGCAACAUUUCACAGAGAACUUUUUUUUUUUUUACUAUGCUACAACCCCAAUUCCAAUGAAGUUGGGACAUUGUGUAAGGCGUAAAUACAAACAGAAUACAUUCAUUUGUAAAUCCUUUUCAACCUAUAUUCAAUUUAAUACACUACAAAGACAAGAUAUUUAUUGUUCAAACUGAUAAACUUCAUUGUUUUUUUUUCAAAUAUUCACUCUGAAUUUGAUGCAUGCAACAUGUUCCAAAAAAGCUGGGACAGGGGCAGCAAAAGACUGGGAAAGCUGAGUCAGUUAACACAGUUUGUCGCUACAUCAACAAGUGUAAGUUAAAACUCUACCAUGCAAAGCUAAAGCCAUAUAUCAACAACACCCAGAAACGCCGCCGGCUUCUCUGGGCCCGAGCUCAUCUGAGAUGGACUGACGCAAAGUGGAAAAGUGGGCUGUGGUCUGACAAGUCCACAUUUCAAAUUGUUUUUGGAAAUUAUGGACGUCGUGUCCUCCAGGCCAAAGAGGAAAAGGACCAUCCGGAUUGUUAUCAGUGUAAAGUUCAAAGCCAUCUGUGAUGGUAUGGGGGGGUGUUAGUGACCAUGACAUGGGUAACUUGCAAAUCUGUGAAGGCACCAUUAAUGCUGAAAGUACAGGUUUUAGAGCAACAUAUGCUGCCAUCCAAGCAACGUCUUUUUCAGGGACGUCCCUGUUUACUUCAGCAAGACAAUGCCAAGCCACUUUCUGCACGUGUUACAACAGCGUGGCUUCGUUCUAAAAGAGUGUGGGUACUAGACUGGUCUGCCUGCAGUCCAGACCUGUCUCCCAUUCAAAAUAUGUGGCACAUUAUGAAGCGCAAAAUACGAAAAACGGAGACCCUGGACUGUUGAGCAACUGAAGUUGUACUUCAAGCAAGAAUGGGAAAGAAUUCCACCUACAAAGCUUCAACAAUUUGUGUCCACAGUUCCCAAACGCUUAAUGAGUGCUGUUAAAAGGAAAGGUGAUGUGACACAGUGAUAAACAUGCCCCUGUCCCAGCUUUUUUUGGAAAGUGUUGCAGGCAUCAAAUUCAAAGUGAGUGAAUAUUUGCAAACAACAAUAAAGUUUAUCAGUUUGAACAUUAAAUAUCUUGUCUUUGUGGUGUAUUAAAUUGAACAUAGGUUGAAAAGGAUUUGCAAAUCAUUGUAUUCUGUUUGUAUUUACAUUUUAUACAACGUCCCAACUUCAUUGGAAUUGGGGUUGUACAUUUAUAUGAAAGCUCUAACACUUUAGAUCAAUAUUUUAAAAUAUAUUAAUUGUUUAUCAUUAUUAUUGUUAUACAGUAACAAUGCAGAUAUGUACACAAAAUACAUAACAUAGUUAGAAUUAGACUAGUUCCUUCUGCUUACACUUGCAUUAUGCAUUAGUAAUGUUAGUCCACUGGUUCCCAAACUUUUUCAGCUCAAGACCCGAAAGAGAAAUCUCCCUGGGACCCAAAUUUACAUCUACAAAAUACAUCUACAUUUACAAACUACGAAUAAAGGGAAAAGCAAACAAUGUAAAUAAAAUGUAUUUAUUUUCUUAUUAAAGUAAAGAAAAACAACAAUGGAAGUUUUCAACCAGCUUUACUCUGUGUAAAAAAGAAAGCUCAUUCACAUAUUUACAUAUUGUAACAUUUUUAAGAAUUUUACUCACCCAAUUGGCGACCCAAUCCAAUCAGGGUCCGGACCUUUUUAUAUACAGUCUAUGGUCCGGACCGGUCCGGACCCUUAGUUUGGGAAACAGUCCAAUAAAAUAAUGUAAAACACUGACACUCUGCAUAAUGACAACUUUUGAAACAUUUUUUUAUUUGUAUUUGUACACAGUGCUUUUCCUCGUUUUACUUGAGUAAAGCAUGUAAAUGGAGACAUUUGCUGUAACGUGCUGUCUUUUAUAAAAUAAAGUUCAGAUGUAUUUUGCA
This is a messenger RNA of Micropterus salmoides (largemouth bass), 5137 nucleotides long. It is a transcript of the gene map10, whose product is annotated as microtubule associated protein 10. The record is from RefSeq and is a predicted model, not a curated record. Bases 94 to 2586 code for a protein of 830 amino acids. Gene Ontology annotation, molecular function: microtubule binding. Gene Ontology annotation, cellular component: cytoplasmic microtubule; centrosome; mitotic spindle pole. Lineage: Eukaryota; Metazoa; Chordata; Actinopteri; Centrarchiformes; Centrarchidae. Gene Ontology annotation, biological process: mitotic spindle midzone assembly; positive regulation of cytokinesis; cytoplasmic microtubule organization. The transcript has a single exon.